Molecule: messenger RNA, 7367 nt
Organism: Nothobranchius furzeri (turquoise killifish)
Lineage: Eukaryota; Metazoa; Chordata; Actinopteri; Cyprinodontiformes; Nothobranchiidae
Gene: madd
Product: MAP-kinase activating death domain
Biological process (GO): regulation of Rab protein signal transduction; regulation of apoptotic process
Cellular component (GO): cytosol
Molecular function (GO): guanyl-nucleotide exchange factor activity
Source: RefSeq, a predicted model, not a curated record
GUUGGGUGAGGUCUUUUUAAAUCUUUUUCUCCAGAUUUAUUUAUCUCUAGCAUUAGUUCUGGUUGUCAGUGAAACUCCCUAAAGACUGAUGAGGAGGAGGACGAAGAUGAGGAGGAGGAUGUUGUGAAGGCAGGUUGCUGUUACAGCCACUCGUUCAUCCAGCUACUAGGAGGCGGUCAAGUCUUGUGUGAUGCUGUCAGACACUGACACGGAGCGGUAAGCCUUUAGUGUCACAGAAAGCGUCUGGAGGCUCCAGUGACCGAGCAUAACAUCAAAGAAAAACGGGCUGUAACCCGACAAACGUCGCUCCCUCUCCUGUAUCCGUGACCGAAGAGGACACCUAGCAUUCAGGCCGUUUAUGGCACUGAGCGUUAGCGGCUAACGGGCUAACGUGAGCAGGUCUGCCUAUCUUUGAACCAUCAUAAUGAUCAUCACUGACUUGGGCCUGAACUUUACACCUGCUCUGAUGGAAAGACACCAUUGACACAAGAGGGUGCAAACAUCCUGGAUGUCUUGACAUACAGGACUAGAAUAAUCCAAGAUGGAGAAAAAGAAAAUCUGCCCACGCCUUCUAGACUACCUAGUUGUUGUUGGAGCAAGGCAACCGAGUAGUGACAGUGUGGCCCAGACCCCUCAGCUCCUUCGUCGCUACCCCCUUGACGACCAUCAUGACUUCCCACUACCACCAGAUGUGGUGUUUUUCUGCCAACCAGAGGGGUGCCUGAGUAUACGCCAGCGCAGGGUCAGCCUGCGGGACGACUCCUCGUUUGUAUUCACUCUGACUGACAAGGACUCGGGAAUCACCCGCUAUGGAAUUUGUGUCAACUUCUACCGAUCCUUUCAACGUGGACAUCACCGUACUCGAGUGGAUAAAAGUAGUCACACAGAGACUACUGCACAAGCAGCGGAAACCGCCAAUGAUGUGUCUGAUGGCAGCAGUGGAGGAGAACCCACUGUGGUAUCGGCACCCAUCAACUGCGAGUCAGCACUUCCACCUGUCUCUGAAGAAGAAGGUGGGCAGCCAGAUGUUGAACAAAUUUCUGGAAAGUCACCACAGCAAAGACGGAGUGGGGCGAAGGUGGCAGCAAGAAACCGCAACAGCACACUGACCUCUCUGUGUAUCCUCAGCCACUACCCCUUCUUCACCACUUUUAGGGAAUGCUUAUAUAUUCUCAAGAGGCUAGUGGACUGUUGCAGCCAGAGGCUAACUCAACGAGUUGGGCUCCCUCGCGCCACACAAAGGGACACCAUGUGGCGUGUGUUUACCGGAGCGUUGUCGGUGGAAGAGAAAGGCAGCCAGCUGCUAGCUGACCUACGGGAGAUUGAAUCAUGGGUGUACCGGUUGCUACGUUCACCAGUAGCGGUGGCAGGUCAGAGGCGUGUAGAUGUGGAGGUGCUACCCCACGAACUGAAACGGCCGCUCACCUUCGCCUUGCCUGACAACUCUCGUUUCUCCUUGGUCGACUUCCCGCUUCACUUACCCUUGGAGCUGCUGGGCGUGGAUGCUUGUCUUCAGGUCCUCAGCUGUGUGCUGCUUGAGCACAAGGUUAUUCUUCAAUCCAGAGAUUACAAUGCUUUGUCGAUGAGUGUGAUGGCCUUCGUAGCCAUGAUCUACCCACUGGAGUACAUGUUCCCUGUUAUCCCCUUACUGCCAACAUGCAUGGCUUCUGCUGAGCAGCUCCUUCUGGCUCCAACUCCCUACAUUAUCGGUGUACCUGCCAGCUUCUUUCUCUACAAAUCAGAUUUCAAAAUGCCAGACGACGUUUGGCUAGUCGACCUUGACAGCAGCAAAGUUAUUGCACCUACCAAUGCAGAGAUUCUGCCACCUCUUCCAGAGCCUGAAGCAGGUGAACUCAAGAAACAUCUAAAGCAGUGUCUGGUUAGAUUGACCGUGAUCACCCAAAAGCAGAUCUUCUCCUCUGAAAAUAAGGCCUUGGCAAGUAUGAGUUUGAACACACAGCCCAUUCUGAACCUGGAGAAGUUCCAGGAAGGCCAGGAGAUAGCCUUGCUCCCACCUGGAAGAGAUAAAGCUUCUCCCUCCUCCACGGAAUUCAAUCCUCUUAUUUAUGGCAACGAUGUAGACUCUGUGGAUGUUGCUACCAGGGUUGCCAUGGUGCGAUUCUUCAACUCGCCAAACGUUCUCCAGGGCUUCCAGAUGCACACCCGUACUUUGCGUCUUUUUCCCCGACCAGUGGUUGCUUUUCAGUCAUCCUCCUUUCUUGCCUCUCGACCGCGGCGCUCUGGCUUUGCAGAUAAACUGUCUCACACCCAGGCAGUGGAGUUUUUUGGAGAGUGGGCUCUGAAUCCCACUAAUCUUGCCUUUCAGAGGAUACAUAACAAUGUGUACGAUCCAUCUUUAAUUGGAGAUAAGCCCAAGUGGUAUGCUCACCAACUACAACCAGUGGUCUACAGAGUCUAUGAUGGAAGCUCCCAGCUGGUUGAGGCCAUGUCUAGCCCAUUGGAAGAUGAGGGCAAUGAGUCCGAUCCCACAGACAGCGGUAGUGACAGUGAAGGGUAUGAUGACUCCAGCUCAUCCUAUUCAUCACUUGGAGACCUGGUGAGUGAGAUGAUCCAAGGCGACAUCCAGGGAGACACACCAAGUUUAGAUCCUCCUACCCACGCUGCACUGGGAGAUGCCAGUGAGGCGUUUCAAGAUGCAGAAGAUCCAACCAGUGGAGAUGGAGCUGUCGAAACUUCUGAUGGACAAACUCUUCGCUCAAGCUCCAGCACAACUGCCAGCUCAAGUCCCAGCACAAUCAUCCAGGGUGUCAACCAUGAGCAGGGUGAGGCACCUGAAAUUGAGGCAUCAGCAAGUGCAGCUUUACAGAACCCUGUCCCCGGACUGAGCAGUCAGCCGUUCCUCAGGCAUGUCGCUGACACCGGUCUGGUUGAUCCCGUCAACAAAAAGCAGGAGUAUGACAACCCAUACUUUGAACCUCAGUAUGGCUUCCCAUCUGAGGAUGACCCUGAAGCAGAGGAGCAAGUGGAGUCAUACACCCCUCGUUUCAACCAGAACCUCAAUGGCAACAAGGCACAGCGACCUUUACGUCCGAGCAGCCUGAGGCUUCUAGGAGAGUCGGAUAGAGAGGGAGACUCACGCAACAGCUCUCCCAAUUCCACCAUCUCCAACAGCAGCAAUGAUGGAUUUGGUGGACUCAUGUCUUUUGCCAGUAAUCUUUACAAGAACCACGGGACCAGUUUCAGUUUGUCUAAUCUCGCCCUUCCCAACAAGGCAGCCAGGGAGAAAUCAACGCCAUUCCCAAGUCUGAAAGGAGCACGAGCGCCUCGAGCACUUGUGGAUCAGAAGUCUUCGGUGAUUAAACACAGCCCGACGGUUAAGAGAGAGUCGCCUUCUCCUCAAGGCCGAGUCAACAACACGAGUGAGAACCAGCAGUUCCUAAAGGAAGUGGUCCAGAGCGUUCUGGAUGGACAGGGAGUCGGCUGGCUUAACAUGAAAAAGGUGCGACGUCUGUUGGAGAACGAGCAGCUCCGUGUCUUUGUGCUGAGUAAGCUGAACAGAGCCAUCCAGUCUGAGGAAGAUGCCCGACAGGAGAUCAUACGUGAUGUGGAGGUGAACAGAAAGGUUUACAAAGGUAUGCUGGACAUCCUGAAGUGCACAGUUUCCAGUCUGGAGCACUCUUACACCAAUGCAGGUCUUGGAGGCAUGGCCAGUGUCUUCAGCUUACUGGAAAUAGCACGCACCCAUUAUCAAACCAAAGACCCGGAAAAGCGCAAGCGAAGCCCCACAGACAGUGCUGGCAGUCCGGGGAGUAAAGAGAGUCCUUCUGGUCGCAUGGAGGUGCCCAGGCCUCAGGGCCUCCUGAAUAUUCCCCAACUUCAGCUGCCUCAUCACACAACGGGCAAAGGAGCCCGCCAUUUUGAUACCCGGAGUCUGAACGAGGAGAACUUUAUUGCCUCGAUUGAAUUGUGGAGCAAGCACCAGGAUAAACAAAAAGCAAUGGAAAAACAACAGAGAUCUGAAGGAACAAAGCAGCAGCGCCCCCAGGUGGCUGAUGCAGAGGAGAAAAAAUCACAGAUCAGUGCUGACAGUGGUCUCAGUGUUGCAUCUGGAUCCCAGAAGAGCGACACGGACUCUGUGACCAGCUCAGGACCACCGAUCCUGACUAGAAGCACCAGCCAGGACUCGGAGGCCAGCACAGUGAUCAGCAACAGCUCCGGGGAGACUCUUGGAGCAGACAGUGAUCUGAGCAGCACUGCAGGAGACGGCCUCGGAGGAAGAACUGCUCUACAUUUGACCCAGUCCAGAGGGACGCUGUCUGACAGCGAGAUUGAAACCAAUCCGGCCACAAGCUCAGUGUUUGCAAAGACUCACACUCUGAAAGCAGGAGCAAAGGAGCAGGUGGCAGCCAUGGUGAAAGGGCCCCCCGCACAGCCCAUGGAGGACAUCAGCAUGAGGAUUUAUCUCUUUGAGGGGCUUCUGGGGCGGGAUAAGAGCUCCGUCUGGGAUCAGCUGGAAGAUGCAGCCAUGGAAACCUUUUCUCUAAGUAAGGAGCGCUCCACUCUCUGGGACCAGCUGCAGUUCUGGGAGGAUGCCUUCUUAGAUGCUGUGAUGUUGGAGCGUGAGGGCAUGGGGAUGGACCAGGGUCCUCAGGAGAUGAUUGAAAGAUACUUGUCACUGGGAGAGCAUGAUCGCAAGCGUCUGGAGGAUGAUGAAGACAGACUAUUGGCCACCCUACUGCACAACAUGAUAGCGUACAUGCUCAUGAUGAAAGUGACUAAAAAUGACAUCAGGAAGAAAGUGAGGCGCUUGAUGGGCAAGUCUCACAUUGGCCUCACGUACAGCCAAGAGAUCAAUGAGAUACUGGACAAACUUCCCAACAUGAACGGUCGCGAGCUGGCCAUCAGGCCCAGUGGAAGUCGCCACAUAAAGAAGCAAACCUUUGUUGUUCAUGCAGGCACUGACACAACUGGAGACAUCUUCUUUAUGGAGGUUUGCGAUGACUGCAUAGUCCUGCGCAGCAACAUCGGUACUGUUUAUGAGCGCUGGUGGUAUGAGAAGCUCAUUAACAUGACUUACUGCCCCAAGACUAAGGUGCUGUGUCUGUGGAGACGUAACGGCCAGGAGACGCAGCUCAAUAAGUUCUAUACCAAAAAGUGUCGUGAACUCUACUACUGUGUUAAGGACAGCAUGGAAAGGGCUGCAGCAAGACAGCAAAGUAUUAAACCAGGUCCAGAGCUGGGUGGAGAGUUCCCGGUCCAGGACAUGAAGACGGGGGAAGGCGGCCUUCUUCAGGUGACACUGGAAGGAAUCAACCUCAAAUUCAUGCACAGCCAGGUUUUCAUAGAGCUGAGUCACAUUAAAAAGUGCAAUACAGUGAAGGGAGUCUUUGUCCUGGAGGAAUUUGUUCCUCAAACUAAAGAAGUGGUGAUCCACAAGUACAAGACGCCCAUGGCACAUCAGAUCUGUUACUCAGUCCUGUGUCUCUUCUCAUACAUGGCAGCAGUGAAAGGGAAGGAGGGAGAAGGAAAACCCAAGAUGCUGUCCCCGAGACCCCUUCCUAGCUAGACAACACCUUGUGCUUUUAUCCCCACCUUCUAGCUCCUUGGUGUGCCUCUACUUGAAAUGGGGUCUCGGACUUAUGACAAUCCCAAAACUAAAUCUAAGCACACGGCCCUCUCCUCAUGUGUAGAUGGAAGCUUUUUUGAUCCGACUGUGUGGACAUGUUUGGUGUGUGAUGUGUAAAUACCUCCAACCCUUCAUCCCUGAUGUUCCUCAUCCUCUGUGUGAAGGUCUCCUAUCCAUCCUACAGUUUUGGUCCAUGUGAGGGAUUAGUCCAAGUCAGAGUGCAUGCAGGUCCCAUGCACAGCCUUGACUCUCACUGCAGUGACCCCUCCCCCCUCUGCUUGUGUUCUGUGAUGAUGUGCUUACUGUAAAGUUUCAGUCUGUUCAGAGAGCCUCACAGUGCAGGGCGUCCCGUCUGCACCAGAGCACAGCAUGUGAACUCCUCGUGGUGGUGUGUGGUCCUAAAACUCCCCGUCCCCUCGCCCCAGUCUGAAUUACUGUUCUAGCUCUUCUGGUAUUAACUGCAUGUUAUUAUAAGGACCAAGAAUAAAUAUUAUAUAUAUAUUUCUAUAUAUAGUAUUUAUUUAAUAUAUAUGUAUAUUGACUGUACAUUUCUCAGAAAAUGUUACAAAAUGUUGAUUUGCUAGAUGUGCAAUACUUAAGAAGUAGUUAGCCAUUGCCAGAGCCGGGGGCCCUCCACUUAUCUGGCUGUCACAGGGUGAAGAAUGUAUGGUUUUUUUCUUGUUUUCUCAGAGGUGUGUAUUUACUGAAUAUUUAGUGUGACUUGACUGUUCAGUGUCCUCCAUAAGUAACCAUCGGUCAGUCACAGGGCAGGAAGUCGAUGAUGGAGAAAACUAACUCAUAUCAGCUCUGGAGGGCUUUCAGAGACACAAACGGGACGUUUUCCGUCUAAAGACGGUUCUCGUGUUUCAUCACAUGCGUCACAGAUGUGAUUGAGCUGCUUCCGGUUCCUCGUGUGUAGUUUAACACUUGCUGCAUCUAAAUAUCCCGAGUUUGUAAGUUAACAGAAGCUCUUAUGUCUUCCUGUUCAGAACCAAUCUGACAGUAGUUCCAAUUACAAAAGGUGAUAAAAACAAAAACAUGAGCUGAUUGUGGCUGGAAAUCCCUUUUAGAGAAGCACACUAGCCUCCAGAACUAACUUUAGUCUUGAGUUUAUCUGAGUGACUCUGUAGAAAGCAAUAGUUCAGUUCCUGAAACCUGGUCUGAUGAGUUUAAGAAACAUUCUCACUUUGCAGCCUAAAAAAAAAUAAACAUGCAGAUUUUAUGCAACUUUUUAGCUAAAGCUACAGAAGUGAAACUCAGCAGAUUUCUGUCCUGUGAUAGACCCUUCAGAUGUGUUGAAGCUCACAGAUGUAGUCCACCAGGAGAUCGUCUGGUCUUUGUUAAAUGAUGGUAAAGAGUAGUUAAACCAGUGCAACCAUAGGUUCAUCUCAGUGUGUGUGUGUGUGUAUGAGUGCUCAUGUGGUGGACCGUUUCUUCUGAUCAGCAAUAUGCUACAGCUAUAUCACUGGAAGAGGUUUUAUUUUCAUCCUGACUUGCUUGUAUUUUUAGUAACUUUACUGUGCAAAUGAGAAAAUUCCAAAAUAAAAUGGACUAAACGAUGUUUGAAGACUAAAGUCCAUCUGAAGCAUGUCCAAGACUGACCUGUGAAUUUUCUGCUAAAGCUAAAAAAAGAUUUUUGUUUCUUUAAACUGGAAAACACCACCUGAUCUGUAGUUGUGCUGGCGAGAGGGGAAGAGCUGUAAGGACUCAUGGAUUUGGAAGAAAACCAUUUAUAGAAAAUGUACAGCUUUGGCAAUAUAAUAAAGAUGUCCCAAAUGAG